Dothidotthia symphoricarpi CBS 119687 is the source of this 2664-nucleotide messenger RNA. RefSeq lists its product as uncharacterized. Gene Ontology annotation, biological process: mRNA processing; nuclear-transcribed mRNA poly(A) tail shortening; protein phosphorylation. Gene Ontology annotation, cellular component: P-body; PAN complex. The record is from RefSeq and is a predicted model, not a curated record. The transcript has 6 exons. Lineage: Eukaryota; Fungi; Ascomycota; Dothideomycetes; Pleosporales; Dothidotthiaceae. Bases 87 to 2537 code for a protein of 816 amino acids. Gene Ontology annotation, molecular function: protein kinase activity; poly(A) binding; metal ion binding.
CGCUCCUGUCCCUGUUGCUUGUCCUUGUGCCUGCCGAUGGAGAGGCGGCUGCUGCAGUCACAUAACGCUGGAGUUGCUGCAGGCUAAUGCCAGCCAGCAGUCCUUUAGACACGCCGAACAAAGGCCCGUCCUCACCCGCUUUGACGCCGACGCGCCCCGCCUCCAUCCCCUUCCCCAAGGGACACACACAUGCGCAUGCCAUUGCGAGCUCGAGCUCCUCUGCCACCGAAUCAACCUCGGAGCUGACGUCGUCGACGACGUCGCGCGACUCUCUUUCGACAUCCCACACGAGCGGCGGCAUCACGACGCCCCAGAAGCCCGCGCGGAACUACCGACGUACAAAGUCGACCAGGUCGAGCGCCAAAUGGACUAAGGAGGGAGGAACUUCGGAUGAUACAGGAUCGCAUCGCAAGGCGCCACAACUGCAGACCGCGAAACCCGCCGACAAGUCGCUCCGUUCCCCCCAGCCUGCGCCCAAGCAGCGCCAGCAACCCCUCCUAGCCGCCAGCAACACAACAGCCAAACAGGGACGAUUCAUGGCAACGACCUUUGGCGGCUCCUCGGGUGACUCGCGGCGAGGAGUCGUUUCCCCCCGACCAAAAGGGCGCGAAGCGAAGAACACCUUCUGCCGCAAUGUCACCAUCUACGGACAUUGCCGGUAUGAAAACACCUGCCCUUACAUCCACGACUCCAAGCUGAACCAGGGUGAGAAUGCGAAGAAAAGAUUCAAUGUCGACUCUCCCUCCUUCACACCUCUGCAGGCAAGUACCAAUGGAUCUGUGACCCCUUCGUCUCGUAGUGCUGCAAUCUCACCCAAAGCUGCCAACGCAGCCGUCUUUACGCCCAAGUCGCAACGCUCUUCCACAAGCACCCCUAGUUUGCAUACGAAGGAGCCUUCUAUGGAGUGGCAUGCGCAAGACUUCCAAGAGUUCGUGCCACAGACGUUCGAGGGUCAAAUGAAUGAUCCUAAUUCCACGGCAUCGGUCCUUGGGUACGACCCCUUCAGUACAUCAUCGAAUAUCUCUACCCUCACUGCCUCAGGCCAUCAAACGUCCACUAUCAAUCCAUAUGCGCAUGAUUCUUCAGGACUUUCGGGAGCGUCGUACUAUCAGAACGCAAAUGCGUUUCAAGCAACACCAGCGUACCACUUGUACUGGCCAGUUGGGCCACAGCCCACUGGAUUACUUGCUUAUCAGCGCACCGCACACGAUUUUUUCAUUCCUGACGUGGUUCGGGAAGACUUGCAAAAGAAAGCGGAGAUUGCCCGUCAAGUCCUUCCUACCAGCACAUUGCCGGCCAUUGAGCAAUUCCAUUCCCUUUAUUGCCUCGACAUAUCACCGCAAAAAAACAACUCCCUUUUUGGCUACACUAGCCUGAUAUACAAAGCCGUCUCUAGUAAAGACGGGAAAACAUACGCGCUGCGACGUCUUGAGAAUUUUCGUCUCACGAGUGAGACCGCCAUCCGUUCUGCACAGCCAUGGAAGCGCAUCUUGAACGGGAGUGUUGUUACCAUUCACGAGGCAUUCACUACUCGAGCAUUCGGCGAUAGCUCAUUGAUACUGGUCACCGAUUAUCACCCGAAUUCAAAAACGUUAGCAGACGAGCAUUUCAAGCCGGUGCAGCGGUUCCAUGGUAGGCAGGCUACAUCGUCGCAUGUCCCAGAGCAAGUUCUUUGGGGCUAUGUUGUACAGAUAGCAUCUGCUUUGAAAGCGAUACAUGGGUCUGGCUUGGCUGCAAGGCUGAUUACCCCAUCCAAAAUAUUGCUAACGUCCAAGAACCGAAUACGCCUGAACGCAUGCAGUGUUAUGGACAUUGUUCAGUUCGACAAUGCGCGGUCUAUAUCUGACCUCCAGGCAGACGAUUUCGUGCAACUUGGACGUCUGAUUCUUUGUAUUGCAAACAACAACCUCACAGCUCACCUCAGCAUGCAAAAGUCCAUGGACUAUAUUACGCGAGGCUAUACAGCUCGUCUCAAAGAAUGCAUCCAGUGGCUGCUAAACCCCCAGCCUGCAUCUGGCGCGCCUUCAUCACCUACGUUACCUGCCAUGCAAAAAGACAUCGAUACCUUCCUGGUUGGUAUCGCGGAUCAGCUUGCUUCGGUGUUCGAUAGCGAGCUUCAUGCGCAGGAUACGCUCACGAACACUCUUGGCCAUGAGCUGGAGUCCUCGAGAUUGGUGCGUCUUGUUGUCAAACUCAACAUGAUCAACGAACGCCCUGAAUUGGAUGCAUCGCAACAUGUGCCAGGAAGCACGGUUGCCAAUCCUUCAUCUGUUUGGGCGGAAACGGGCGAGCGAUACUACCUCAAGCUCUUCCGCGAUUACGUGUUCCACCAAGUGGAUGCGAAUGGGCAUCCGGUCACAGAUCUGGCCCACGUGCUUGAUUGUCUCAACAAACUCGACGCAGGGGUUGACGAAAAGGUUACGCUCAUCAGCAGAGACGAGCAGAAUGUUUUGAUCGUCAGCUAUCGUGAAGUGAAGAGGGCUCUGGAGUCGGCUUUUCAGGAUCUGCUUAGAGCGGGGCGUAGUUCAGGGAAAUAGGAUUCCGCUGAUUCCAGUCCGUUCGGCUAGUAUUGGGGAGGGGAUUAUCGAGGAGGGAGGUACUGUGAUAGGGAGUAUGGACCACAAAGAAUGGGUCCAUAAAACAUAUGUUGUAGGAUGAGAUGAG